ACCUCUUAUAUUUCAAAUUCUGCAUUCUCCAUCUUUCUUCUUUUUCUUCCUAAACUCCUUAUCCUUUUUUGUUCAGUGAUCUUCGAGACAGAGAUGAAGGUGAAUGACCAUAAGAGACAACCUAGCCCAUCUUUGCUUGACCGGGAGGAUAAGACAUUUAAAAAGAGGCAUUGCAUUACCAAUCAGUCACAUGUGGAACAUGAAACCAGUUACUCUAGUGAGAAGAGUUCUGAAGCACUGCAGUCUGACUGUGUUGAUAAAAAUGGGGUUACCAUUGUUAAUGAACUGCUCGAGCUUCAACCAACCCUGAAAGCAUGCAUUAAUACAGCAAAACUAUCUCUAGACAUGUUUGAAUGCUAUAUGCUAGUGUUCAUGAAACCCCCAAGUUGACACGUGGAAGCUCGUCAUUUUCACCUGGAGAAGUUUUUUGGGAUGAUGCAAUUCAACUUGCCAAUGGUCUGUGUGCACAGGCAGCAGGAGUAAUUAGUGUUGCACGAUGUGACUGCAAGUCAAAGGAAAUUCUGGAUGAAGGUGAGCAGAUGGAUAAGGGUGGUGAUUCAGGGCCAAUGGGGAAGCAUAGAAAGGAUUUAGAUAAAGAAGUGUCCCCACUGCUUGUUAAACAUUUUGAUUCCUCUUGUGAGGACAAAAAUUUGGAUAAAAGUGUACCACAUCAUUUGGAUGCAUACAACUUAAAGAGUGUGGCUCAUGUAGGUGGCGAGCAAUCUGAAUCCAGUCUUAUAGUCCAUAGAGGUCUGAGAAAUACUAUGAUGAUCUGUUGCAACAAAUCUCAGGAAAAUCAAGUGACGUUUAGAGAUCAAUAUACAGAUUCUGUUAAUGCAGUCAUCACCAACAUGAAAGUGGAUUUAACAGGCAAGGAUAUGACAUCUUAUUCACCAGUUGAUGAAGUCGUAAAGUUGACUGGUAACCAUGAAUCUGAUGAAGCAUGUACUCCUUCAAGUUUUGUGCCACUCAAAGGUCAUCUGGAUCUGAACAGUUGGCAACGACCAGAAAUAUGCAGCCUAUAUAGAAAGAAAGGAAUUUCAAAACUUCAUCCUUGGCAGGUUGACUACCUUCAGGUUGAAGGUGUAUUGCAGAUAAGGAAUCUUGUAUAUUGCGCAUCAACAAGGCAUAACAUUUGGACGUACUUCUUGAACCACUUGGUAAGCGUGUUCGUAGUUAGUAUGGAAACCAAGGUGGUGGAACACUUCCCAAAGAUACUUCUGUAGCUGUCUGCACAAAAGAAAAGGCGAACUUUUUGAUAAACAGGCUGCUGGAAGAGGGUCGUCUUUCAGAAAUUGGAAUUAUUGUAAUAGAUGAACAGGCUGCUGGUUGGCGAUCCAAGUAGGGGUUAUGACAAAACUUCGUUAUGCAGCUGGUGAAGGCAAUUCUGAAUCAAGUAGUGGAGAAAGUUCAGGGAUGAGCAGUUGUAACGCUGACCCUGUCAUGGUCUGGAAAUUGUUGGGAUGAGUGCAACUAUGCCAAAUGUGGCAGCAGUUGCUACUUGGCUUCAGGUAAGUAGAACUAUAAAACAUUAACUAUGAUCCUUCUUGAACAAAUGUUUGACUGUAGGCAUUUUAUCAUUAACACUUGCAGGUCCCUUAGGUGUUUGGCAGUUGAUUUAAGAAUAUAGAUACAAAAAUCUUUACUUGGAUUGUGUGACUUUAUACAUGGGAUCUUGAAUUCCACUCUUAAUGUAGUUGUUCUGUAUAUGAUAAGUACAACGCCUCAUAAGUUCCGUCUUUCAAGGGAAAGUU
Molecule: messenger RNA, 1754 nt
Organism: Prunus avium (sweet cherry)
Lineage: Eukaryota; Viridiplantae; Streptophyta; Magnoliopsida; Rosales; Rosaceae
Source: RefSeq, a predicted model, not a curated record